CCCAUCAAGAUUUUGAUUUGCCACUUUAGCUUUCAGUCAUCUCUUUGGUUUUCAUUAUUCUCCAUGGACAAUUCUCGCAAUGAUCCAUUUCCAAAGUUGCGCGCCAUCCAUUUCUUCAGCCUAAUUUGAGCUCUACCAUUUGGGACUGGGAGCAUGAACACAUCCUCUCUCCCACCUAGGUAACACGGCGAAGUUAGUGAUGUGUCGUUUAUAAUCUCUUCAUGUUCCAAAAUACUCUAUUUUCAACGUGGAAAUUAUUUUACAAACAUAGUGGAAAUGAAAAUGGAGCAAGUGAGAAGACAAGAGCAAGACUCUGAAGCAAGCAGUUCUAUUGCUAAUGGUACAAUGCAAGGCUCUUUGUAUGAGCAAUCUUUAGAUGGUGAAGACAACACGCUGGUGAAAACCGAGCCAAAUUCUGCCAUGGGGGGUGCUGUGAUCGAAGGGAUCAAAAUAAAAGAGGAAUUCAUCCCAGAAGAACAAGAAGCUGAAGAGAGCCCCUCUUUCAUCUUGCCUAUAGGAGCUGACCAUGUCAAGCAAGAAGUAGAAGACAUUGAAACUCCAAGUAUUGAAGUUACAAGUGUCACUAGCUCAGCAAAUCUUGAUGCCUUUCAAUCCAAUUUGCAGCAUGCAGGUAUUAUCAAAGAAGAAGGAAUGAAUAUCAAAACUGGGAACUUUGAAGCGAAACAUGUUAAUGACUCAUCAGGCACAUUCAAGAAUGAAUGCUCUGCUCAGCUGGUGGAUGUUCAUGAAAACUCAGGUUCUUAUAUAAAAUCUACUCAAAAUAUCGUAUCAGAAAAAUCUUCUGUAGAAGAAUGUUUUGCCACAAAACAAAAGGCAAUUUUUUCGUCAGUCAGAGAUACUGUCAAUACGACUUGCAACCAAAAUUAUUUCCCAAUUGAAAAGAAGGAAUUUAAAAUAGAGACCGAAACGUUUUUAGAUGAUGAGACAAAUUUCUCAUCACAAACUGGAGGACCAAAAGAUUUGUCUUCCUGUACUUCAGAGAAUACAGGAUAUUCUUUUGCCUCAGGAAAACCCCUUAUGCAAUCUGAAUCUGAUUUUUUCGAAAUCAACAGGAGUACAUUUUGUCCUAAGUCAGGAAACAUACACGAAUAUGGCUGUAAACAAUAUCUGAACAGUGGCAUCCAUCAAGAUUCAUCCCAUCAAGAAAGUUCACAAAGGAACCCCUGUUGCAAAUCUCUUGUUGCCAAGAAAAAAUCAAAUAAAAUUAAUUUUACUGGAAUUAGUUCUAUUAAAACGAUGACGACAGCUAAACUGAAGAAAAAUUGGGCGAACAAAACCAACCCACAUCGUAAAGCAAAAAAGCCAAUUGCUCUGCUGAAAAAGUGGGUUUCACCAGAUUGCCGCACUUGUAGACGCUGUGACACCUCUUUUGAGUCAGCAGAGGCCUGUUUACAGCAUGUAGAAAAGCAUAAGAUGGACAAAUUUUUUUGUAAAGUAUGCCCGCUCUCAUUCUUAGAAGAAGAUCCAUACAAAAAACAUCUAAAAACACAUGCUUGUACUCAGUUUACUUGUCAGCAAUGUCAUGCGAUGUUCUGGUCUCGAAGAGGACUUACUGCCCACUCAUCAAAAAAUUGUGCAUCCUUUAAGUGCUUACUCUGUCAAAGUCAUUUCAUCCUAAGAAAUUCUUUCGAAUCCCACCUGAUAGACGCGCAUUUCGGAAAGCCCAUUGAGAAUGAACUGCCUUGUCCACGCUGCAAUCGCUGUUUUAUUGAUCCAGUUCUGCUCCAUGACCACUUGAUAGGACAACACUGUGUCAUUCAUAGAUGUCAUCUGUGUCCAUCAGAAUUCGUUGAUAUUAUUCUUAUUUGGCAUCACAGAGAUGUUAUGCACCGAGGUAGUAAAGUUUUUCAUUGCCCAUACUGUUUUGAUGUUUUCUAUGAAAAAGAGUUGUGGAUGGCACAUGUUCCACUUCACAAUGAUAUGUAUGUCUGCACUGAGUGCUCAGCUAAUUUUGACACGGAAAAAAAAUUGACUCAACACAAAAGAGAAGAGUGUUUGUUCAGACUCCGUCUUUGUCUUUAUUGUGAUGCUAAAUUUAAAACUGAAACGGAGUUGCUGGAUCACAUCAGUCAACUCCAUAACACUAUCUCAGACAGAAAUGGUGACUUUUUUCGAAGGUUACAUUUCAGAGACAAUUAUCCUGUUCAUGGAAAGACUAAUGCUUUGCUAGAUGUUGAGCAAUGUGUUCUCAAAGAUAAGAAUACUGACAAUCAUGAACAGAAUCUAAAGCCGUCUUCAAACAAUGAGCCAACUCCAUUAAUCCAAUGGGCGAUGCAUGAACGACAGGUGCGGUUGAAAAAAAAUAAACGAAAAACCGAACAGAAAUUAAUGCAAAUGGUCGAAUCUUUAAUACUUGGAAAUCCUGUCAGAGUAUUAACUGAGGACCGAGAGGCUACUUCGAAGAAACGUCCUCGAAAACUUCCGUCAACGUGGGAACUUAAAUGCUUUAAGCAAUUUAGUCCGAAACGCCGUGAUAAGAUGAAGCUUAAAAAGAUGGCACAAAAAAUUGUUGCAACAAUGGUUUCAAAUAAUGCUGACAGGAGACAAGCUGUCACUUUUGUUAAUGUAGAAGGAAACAGUGUCAGUUCAUGUGUCCAGGAAACUGGAGCAUCAGACCCGAGCAAACUCAUUAAGCAAGAAGAAAAUGAACCAGACAAAGGCUUCGAGUGUGAGCAGUUUGGAAACCAUUUCAUUUUUGGAAACAUGGAUGCAUAUGAUCCCAUAGCACAAAAGGAGUAUGAAUCAUCUAGGAAUUUUCAGCAUGAUCAAUAUGGUAAAAUGACCCCCAAUUGUACUGAAAAUUCACCCAGUGCAGCAACAGAACCAAUGAAUAUUGAGCCAUUCGACGGAUUUCAUCAUGAACAGUGAAAAUGACUAUCUAUUAAUGUCCUAAGACUCACCAUUCACAUCGUGCUUUAGCUUUUUAAAGCCCUUUUUUUCAAUGGUACAUGCCAUUGUGAAUCCUAAAACUAUGACAACCUAUAGCAUUGACGAAUUACCAGAAGAUAAUUCCCAGCCUUGAAGUCCUCUUUUUUUCCCUGCACUCAUGUUUGAAUAAUUUACCCCUAGACUUUAAGAAGAAACUCAUUUUUCCCUUUUAUUAUAUUUUUUAUUUUAAUAAAAUGAAAUUCCAAAACGGUGUGUUUUCAAAAGUACGAUCACCAGAACUAGGUAUCUUUCUACCAACUGGUUAGGACAAUAAACACUCUUGUCAUCCGUCUCAGAAAUGUAUACUUAAGGGGUGCAUACAUUUCUGUCAAUCUUUAUUUUUCUCAUUCAUCUGAAGAAGCUCAAUGUCAUUUCUUAAAAAACAUAAUAUGUAAGGAAUCAGAUAAACAACAAAAAUAUGUAUUUUUCAUGUCUUUCAUGCACACUUCUCAUUAGGUUUAACGUUUGUUACUCAUAAUUAGCAUUAGAGUUUCAAUAUUUUAUCAGUUUGUGGGGAUUUUAAGUUUUUUUCUUUUUUUCUUAUUUUCUUUUUAAAGCUCAGCAUUCAGCAACGUAAUGAAGAUUCUUAAGUUUUUACCACAGGUCCUUUUCCUUGAACUUUGCAGACACUGCUUUCGUAAAAAUAAUAUAGCAGGAGAGGAUAAUGUGAAUCUUCAGAUCACUUUGUACUAGUGUCAAUUGCUCAAAAAUUAUUUUCUUAAUUUAUCUUUACGUACUAAGUUUGAAGGAAUUGAAUACCACUGAAGUCCUGUGAAAAAUUGCUCGCUCAGAUGGAGUUAGUCUAAAUUAGUUUAAAAAAAGCAAUUUAAAACUAUAUUGGUGCAUGUUACUAUCUUUCUUGUUAGAAUAUAUGAAUUUUGUACACAGUUGAUUUUUCUUUGUUCCCUUGAUAAAUUAUAUAGAC
Bemisia tabaci is the source of this 3874-nucleotide messenger RNA. RefSeq lists its product as uncharacterized. The record is from RefSeq and is a predicted model, not a curated record. Gene Ontology annotation, molecular function: RNA polymerase II cis-regulatory region sequence-specific DNA binding; DNA-binding transcription activator activity, RNA polymerase II-specific. Gene Ontology annotation, biological process: regulation of transcription by RNA polymerase II. Gene Ontology annotation, cellular component: nucleus. Lineage: Eukaryota; Metazoa; Arthropoda; Insecta; Hemiptera; Aleyrodidae.